AUGUCUUCCAACAUCACACUCUACACCUGGCCCACGCCCAAUGGCGUCAAGGCCUCCAUUACCCUCGAGGAGCUCGGUAUUCCUUACAAGACCGAGGGAAUCAACAUUAGCACCAAUAUCCAGAAGGAAGACUGGUUCCUCAAGAUUAACCCUAACGGCCGCAUCCCCGCUAUGCUCGAUGGCUCGCAGCGUGUCUUCGAGAGCGGUGCAAUUAUGACCUACCUGGUCGACAAGUACGACACCGAUCGCAAGAUCAGCUACGCUCCGGGAACCCCCGAGCACGUUGAGCAAACCUCCUGGUUGAUGUUCCAGAUGGGCGGUCUUGGACCUAUGCAGGGUCAAGCAAACCACUUCCGUCUCUUUGCUGGGGCGCGCUCCGACUAUGGCAUUAAUCGAUACAUCGAAGAGACCAAGCGUCUCUACUCUGUUCUCGAAUCUCGUCUCCAAGAGAGCCCUUACCUCGCAGGCGAGAAGUACACUAUUGCUGAUAUUGCUAACUUCUCCUGGGUUCGGGGUGCUCCUAUCUCUUUGGAGAUUGAUUUGUCUGAAUUCCCUGCUCUGAAGAAAUGGGUUGAUGAGAUUAAUGAGCGUGCUGCUGUGCAGAAGGGGUUGGAUGUUCCUUCUACUGGCAGGACUCCUGAGCAGAUGGCUGAGAUGUUCAAAAACUGCCGUGCCAAGAUUGAUGGCAUGACCAACUCGGAUAAGCACUAA
Penicillium antarcticum is the source of this 711-nucleotide messenger RNA. RefSeq names its product glutathione S-transferase family protein. The record is from RefSeq and is a predicted model, not a curated record. The coding region runs from base 1 to 711 and encodes 236 amino acids. NCBI's taxonomy places the organism in Eukaryota, Fungi, Ascomycota, Eurotiomycetes, Eurotiales, Aspergillaceae. The transcript has 3 exons.